AUGAUGCUCUCUUUUGCAGCUCUUUGCUUGGCCAUCCCAGCAGCCACCAAUGCCUUCGCUACAUCCGGCGCUACCGCAAGCGGAAGUAGCUUUGCUUUGUUUUCCACCCUCGAGGCGCCGAAGAGAGAAGCUCCAGGAGCUGGUUAUGUUCCAGAAUGGGAAAACCGUCCGGGUCUUAGUGAAGAAGAAUUCAUGAAGAGUGAUAUGUCAAAGCCUGAUUUGAGCGGGAUGUGGGAAUGCCCUUUGACAAAGUGGGAUUCGGACAACAUCGACAUUAAGCAAGCUCAGAAGGAAGCAGCCCAAGCCCCUAACUGCCCAUUGGAAGUUAGAGCUUCCGACAGUGACAACCAAAUGGGAGCUGAAUAUUUUGCUAAGAACAAGGACAAACUUCGUGAAGAUUUGCUGAAACAUGGUGCCAUCUGGUUCCGUGGUUUCGACUUGAUGAAGGGAGUCGCUGGUCACAGAGAAAUGUACGAGGCGCUAGAGCUACAACCUUGCCUGGAUCCGCUUCACUCCUCUGGACUUCGAAAAUUCUCGUCCGAACGUGAUGCUUUGUAUGAGGAGGUCAACAAGCCAUCCCUCCGAGGUCACUACAUUGGUUUGCAUUCUGAGUCGACCACAAAGCGCACAGCUGCGUAUGCUGCAUUUGUUUGCUUUCAAAAGGCAACAGAAGGUGGUGGUCGCUUCUUGGUUGCUGAUGGUGCCGCCAUCCUUGCCGAACUAGACACUAAGUUGUUGGAGAAGCUUUAUGAGCGUAAGAUUCGAAUUUCUGUUAGUAACUUGGACAUUCCCCCCUCUCUUCCAGGAUUUGUCAAGGAAGGCGUCAAGGGACUGGUUGAUGCCGCUGUCGCGCCCAAGUUCGAUAUGGAUCUUGAGAUGAUGUACGAAAUGGAUGGAAAGCCCGGUCGUCUCCAGGCUGUUGAAAUCGCCGAGUCUCCAAUCAACAGACACCCUGUCACUGGUCUUCCAGUUUGGUUCAACAACGCACACAACCAUGCCCGCAAACUUCGUGACCGAAGACCUUGUGGUGUUCCAGAAGUUGGUAUGACUGAGGUCUUCUACGCGGAUACCAUGGACACUCUAAGCUUGGAAGAUUGCCAAGAAAUCAAGCGAGCCAGCGAAAAGCACAUCACUGCGCUUGCAAUGGAGCCAGGUGAUGUUCUCCUCGUAGAUAACUACAGGGCAUUGCACGGUAGAGAUGUUUUCCAAGGAGACCGCUACCAUGCUGUCAGUUGGUUCACAUGGGACGACAACGAAGAAUGGAGAGGUGACGAACGUCGUAUGGUUGAGAAGAACGGAUUGAACAAGGCUAUGAACUCUAUGAUGGACUGGCUUCCCAAGGAUUUCGAAUCCAACCAAAGCUAG
Cylindrotheca closterium is the source of this 1365-nucleotide messenger RNA. Lineage: Eukaryota; Bacillariophyta; Bacillariophyceae; Bacillariales; Bacillariaceae. The record is from the annotation of a GenBank genome assembly.